Messenger RNA from Vicugna pacos (alpaca), 3313 nucleotides. The record is from RefSeq and is a predicted model, not a curated record. Lineage: Eukaryota; Metazoa; Chordata; Mammalia; Artiodactyla; Camelidae.
GGAGGUCAGGCCGAAUCUUCCUCCGUAAUAAGAAGCUACGCGUCCCGCGGUCCUGGCUCCGUGGGUCCGGUCGGAUCGGGCCUGGGCGCUGGAGCUGCUGUGGCUCCCGCCGCGGCGGGUGCUAUGGGGGCCGUGCCGGAGCCCGGCGCUCACGCCCGGGGAAGCCGAGACAGCCGGUGGUGCUAGUAGAUGCGGCGGCGGCGGCGGCAGCACGGGCUCUCCAUGAGCAAGCGGCGGCGGCGACGGGUGCGGCGGCACCGGCGGUUUUCGGUCCCCGGGGAGGUACGAAAAGUCGGCUUCCUGGUGGACGGAGACUGGCCGGUGUGGGAACGCCUUCCGAUGCCCGGCUCUCCCGCCUAUUACCCGCGGUCCCAGGCGCUCUGCGGGGCCGAGGAUGAAGACACUGUUUGAAGAGAUCAAAGCAUCAAUUAAAAAUAACUAUAACCAAGAUCGCUCAUUUUGGAGGCCUGUUCUUCCCUGGGGAGGUGUUUUUACUAUCAAAGCUGGCCGCAAAGCAGUAUCCUGUACACCACUCUAUGUUGAAAUAAGACUGAAAAAUACCUGCACCAUCGAUGGAUUCUUGAUGUUAUUGUAUGUCAUUCUCAAUGAAAACGAAAAUUUCCCCAGGGAGCUCUCUCUUCAUUUAGGUAGAGAGUUUGUGGACUGUUUUCUUUAUUUAAUGGACACCUACAGCUUUACAACUGUGAAGCUACUUUGGAUUUGGGACAAGAUGGAAAAACAGCAGUAUAAAUCUGAAGUUCAUAAAGCUUCAUUAAUAAUUGAUUUGUUUGGGAAUGAGCAUGAUAAUUUUACAAAAAAUCUGGAAAAUCUCAUGUCUACCAUACAAGAGAGUUACUGUUCCAACUGGCGAUGCCCAACUCGAGUGCAGGAAGAUCAGCAGCGCACAAUUAACAUAAAUCCUCCCCAAGAAAUUCCACAUGGAAACUUGAUACGACUGGCUGUGGAUGAGUUAUUCUGUUCCAGGAUUGAACUGUGUGAGGAGCGUGGGUGUGGUGGCUUAAGAGAAUUUUCCCAACGAGUGUUCUGCCACGGGGCACCCCCUUUUGUUGUCUUAAAUAUGCAGCAUUGGAAAUCUGAAGAUCUGGCAUAUGUACCCUAUUACUUGGAUUUAUCUGAUCACAAGUAUUUGUUGGAAGGUGCCACAUUAUUUAACAAAGAGGAACACCAUUAUUCUGCAGCUUUCCAAAUUGAUGGACAUUGGAUGCACUAUGAUGGCCUCAGAAAUGUGAAUUUAAUUUUGUUAAAUAAACCCCCAGAGUUUCUUCUCUUGUCAUCAUUGGUUUAUAUUCGAGCAACAGAGAAAUAAAUAUAGACUGAUGCUAAAUUAAAUUGUUUUCCCUCCUGCCCAUGCUCCCCCAGAUGAAGGGCUUUUUUUUUGUAUGUACUUGGUAUCCAAGGAAAUAGUUCAACUAUGUUAGUUUCAGAGGUGUAUUUUCUAGUGUUGAGCCCCAGGCAAAUGUUUUAUAUCGAGAAUCUAUGCAAAAAUGUUUGUAUUUCUGUUUUCUAUAUUCUGGGUUAUUUUUAUACAAGCAUAUUUUAUGUUGAAAUAAAAUAUAUCUUGUAGCAUUUGUAUUUUUUAUUUAUAUGUACCUCAGAGGUUUUUUACAAUUCUGUCUUUGAAUCCAAGACAAUAUUUCAUCAUUUAAAUUCUCAGUUUUUCUUUCUGGAUAUCCAUAUAAAACCUGGGUACAAGUCAGUUUUCCGUUUAUAUAAAUUUAACAGUUCAAAAUGUAUCUGACUAUAUUUAUUUGCCCUACCUCACUGGAAUCCAAAGUGCACUAUUGGAUCUGGUAUGGAUUUGAAUGUACAACUUCGAGAUGGCUUAGUCUGUUUUACCUGUUGAUUUGCCUAGUGUCCCUGGAGCAAGUCCUUAAAAUACUUUGGUGAGAAUGUUUUUCUGGACUUGAAUUACUUCUUUAUAAUGGCAAAUUACUUUAACCACUUGGUAAACUAUUAAAAACCUACCAGCAGAUUUUAAGUAUUAACUAAGCUCCCAAGCUUAAUUAAAGUUAUUGUUACAAAUCAAUUGUAUAACUAAUCUAAAUAUUUAUAAUUAAAUGUAGUGGAAAGUCUCUAAAAAUUUAUUUUACAGAUAAGACUUAUUUUAAAAAUUAGGCAUACUGUAUGUUUACUAAUGUUUAACAAUGGAAAUGUACUUUAAAUAUAUAUUUAGGAGAAAAUGGGUGCCUGGGAAUACAGUUGACCCUUGAAAAACUUGAGGGCUGGGGCACUGACUGCCCAUCCAGUCAAAAAUCCCCAUGUAACUUUACAGUUGGCCCUCUACAUUGGUGGUUCUGCAUCACUGGAUUCAAACAACCUUGGAUCAGUACGUAUUUAUUGAAAAAAAAAUCUAUGUAAAAGUAGGCCCACACAGUUCAAACCCGUGCUAUUCAAGGGUCAACUAUAUUUCUCCUCCUAGUAAGUCAUAUUGGCACAGAGGAAAAAAUACCUAAAUUUUUGGAGUAACAUCCGUGUGCUCCCCUGUAAGUAGUAAAUUGAUAGCAUGAGGCUUUCUUUGAUUUGCAGUAUAAAUCACCAGAAUUUUAUAGUGAUCAGAAUAUUAUGUUUCUUUUCAAAGACCCCAUGAUCUCUCUUCCUUUUGCAAUUUAAAGGAAAAACAAACUUAACUAAGUAAUAUUCUCAAGGGGAAAUACUUUUUUAAAAUCUAUCACUCUUUUAGUGUUUACAUUUUAUUAAACAGUCCACUCUAGCUUUUGGUUUGAGAUUGAGUGCAAAUUUGGAGAUUUCUACACAGCAACACAGUUCACUGCCAGAUACUAAAUUGCUAAAGUUUGAUUCAAUAAAUUAAGUCUUACAUUGCUUUGGUGCCAUAGAUAACUUACUGAAGAUUGGAUAAAUGUGGGUGCAGCAUUGAUGAGAAUGCCUUUUUAUCUUAUGUAAAAAAGAAAUAUUUGUAGUAUUUGCUCAAAAUAGUGAUUUAUUUUAUUAAAAAUUCACCCCAGAGUUUAUUUUAAUAGUUUCCCACAUAUAUUUAAAUAGGAUUUGCUUUAGAGGAAACUUUUCUGGGGACACCUUACUGCAUGAUUCAAAGUAUACAAAAACACAAAUAUUAGCGCAUAUAUAUAUAUAUAUAUACAUGGUAUUAACAAAAUUAUUCCUAACGCAGAUUUAUUCUUUUAUGAAUUGCACUUUUUUGGAAUAAUACUAGUUUAUCAUGAAACAAUGACUUACCUACCUCACAGGGUUGUUGUGAGGAUUAAAAUGUUUGUUAAUAUCUUGACUACCUUGAACAUGCUAAUAAAAAAACAUAUUUUUCUACCUCUUUUAUGUA